CCAGCCUGUCCGUCGGGUGGCGCUGUGAGUCACAGUGAGAGUUCGCGGAGCAGCUCAGAAGUAGAGCGGCUCCUCUUUGAUUGGAGGAAGUGAUACAUCAACAAAGAAAGAUGGCCGAAGUGAUCGAGCUGCAGAAGCUGAAGCUUGCUGAACUGCGGCAGGAGUGUGAGGCCCGAGGUUUGGACACCAAGGGAAACAAAGGAGAGCUCAUUGCUCGUCUCCAAGCCUAUCUGGAGGAGCACGAGGAAGAUGUGGAUGUAGAUGAUGUGCUGGCAGAGGAUACGGAGGACUUCAAUAAAGUUGAGAGUGCCAACAAUGUCAAAGAUGAUGAGAAGGAUUCUGAGUCUACUGAGUGCGAGCCACCUGCUGAUAAGAAGGUGGUGAAAAUAACUCCUCCAUCAACUACCGGUGAAAGACUACAGAAGAGAGCUGAACGUUUCAACCUGCCUGCAACAGCUGAAAGCAAAAAGGCCAUACGUGCAGCAAGGUUUGGUGAAUCCACCGAGAAUACCAGUCCCGCUUCAGGUGCCGUUGCGAACAGUAAAGCCCCCGUGAACGUCGAUCAGCUGAAGAAGAGAGCAGAACGAUUUGGCAUGAACGUUUCAUCCGUUUCACAAAAGAUUGAAGAGGAUGAAAAGCUGAAAAAGAGGAAGGAGAGGUUUGGGGGCUCAGUCGUUGCAGGUUCAGUUGGAUCAGCCGAAGUCGAGGCAAAGAAAAUGAAGCGUGCUGAAAGAUUUGGAAAAGUGUGAAUAAUGUCUUAGAGUCUGUGUUUUUUUUGUAAAGCAUUUUCAUUACUGCACAACAGAAAUCCCCGACUACGAUAGAUUUCACUGAUAGGGUUCCUGUAAAUCAAAAGUAUAAUUAAAUCAAAGAUAAAUUUGUAAGUUUUAUCAUGGUUUGGAAAACAAACAUUUAGGAAAAAACUUUCAAUUAUUUACUGAGCCUCAAAGUCAGUGGUUAAUGUAAAUUGGGGGGGGGAAACAGGAAAAAAACAUUUCAUUCAAACCUCCUAUUUAUUAUUUACUGGAGCAUCAUUUUCUCAGUCCUGGGAGGCCUUCAAGCAUGUUAUUUUUCAUUUUUGUUACUGUUAUGUAGAAAUUCGAGGUGUGUUUCUAAAUACAUGGGCAGUAUUCGCUCCUGUGUAACAUAGAGGUUUUGUUUUACUCCUCUUUCCUAAACUUACUGCUCACUGCUUUUUCAAAUCUGCAAUGAAGUCCACUCAUCAAGUCUUCAUCCAGCAACUAGUCAAAGAGCUCCUGCAGCUGCUUCACAGUAACAGCUUUCCACCUGUUUAGGGGGGAUAAUUAGUUAUCCAUGUCUCGGGUGAUUCCUUAAUUUUAAAUCAAAAAGGUGCAUUGAAUCACCCACAAUUCCCCAAAUCAAACAGAAAAUGUGAGCAAGUUGAAGCAAUGAAGGCAUUGACUGUGAAGCAUCUGCAUGAAGCGUGAACUUUCAACAUCUUUGCUUGAUAAAAGUUGUCUUAAAUCUAGAUCCAGACAUUUUGGUCCUUUUGAGAGUUCAUUACUUCUCCUACAGUAUGCAGGACUAAAACGUUUCUAAAAAUAUUCUCUCAUUAUAAUCCAUGCAACAAGAAAAAUUCUAAUUUUUGACCGUGGAAAUAGAAAAUGUGUUAUACAUUCCUUCAAAAGCCAAGAAAAAACAAAAAAGUAAAGUCUAACAUUGAAAACAUUUAGUUUAUGAUAGUUGAAAGAGUAAAGUAAAUCCUGUAUUUCUGUUUAUUGGAAGUAAUGCAGCUAAACAAACCUUUUUCUAAUAAUCCAUUUAAAUGAUUUAACUCACUUAUUUGUAUUUACUGUGCAUUUAAUUGUACUUUUGAUUUAACAGAUUACCUAUUAUGUUCCUGUUAUAUCUUUGGGAAUCCAAUUGGUAUACUGCUUCAGUUAUCUGUCCAUUUUAUAACAUUUUGUGAUUUAAAAUAAAUUGUUUUCAAUUUUUGGA
Messenger RNA from Sebastes umbrosus (honeycomb rockfish), 1959 nucleotides. RefSeq names its product SAP domain containing ribonucleoprotein. Gene Ontology annotation, biological process: poly(A)+ mRNA export from nucleus. Bases 111 to 749 code for a protein of 212 amino acids. The record is from RefSeq and is a predicted model, not a curated record. NCBI's taxonomy places the organism in Eukaryota, Metazoa, Chordata, Actinopteri, Perciformes, Sebastidae. The transcript is spliced from 11 exons. Gene Ontology annotation, cellular component: nucleus.